UUUCGUCCAGCACGCGUCAGUGGACGCGUCUCGCUAACGGGCGUAGAUAUGGACUAUUGGAGCUCCGGAUCCUCGACAGGCAGCCAAUCUGACUCGGAAUCUCCGGAUUCAGCCCCUCCCGCUCCUCCACAAUCUCUUCCCAAACUCAAGCUCAUUUUGCCCCCUCGCCGCGACCUACAACCGCCACCAGUGAUUCAACAAACUCCACGAGUAACUCCCAACUAUUAUGAACCGCCCAUCGCAGGUCCGUCAAAGAAAUCCAAGUCGUCUAAGCCUAAAACCAAGGGCUCAACAUCCAAAUCCAAAUCGAAGUCCAAGAGAAAGUUCGCAUUCUCUGAAUAUGCGGAUGAGAAGGCGCCACCAAAGCCCGUGAAACUGAAACCAUUGAAGGAGGUACUCGCAAGGCUGCUAGCUAUGCUGAAGAAGAAAGACGAUUACCUCUUUUUCUCGAAGCCGGUGAACGCAUCUCAGGUGCCAGGCUACUCCGAUAUUAUCAAGAGGCCGAUGGACUUUGGCACAAUGUCAAUUAAAGUUCAACGUGGUCGGUAUCGUUCACUAGAGGAGUUUACAGAGGACUUCCGUCUUGUAACUGGCAAUGCAAAGCUAUUCAAUCCCCCCGACAAUAUCUACCACACUGAAGCCGAACGCAUCGAAGCAUGGGGUCUCGACCAAAUUACCAAGGCAGCAUCGACUGUAAUUCAAUACGAAACGGACUGGAAUAUUGAAAUAGAGAAAGAGGACGAUACUGCUGAAGACUACACCGCUGCGUUAGAGGAGGCUGAGAUGGCUGGGCCCGAAAGGAGCAGGUCUCCGUCAAUCGGCCUUGGGUUUCCCGCGCUGGUUUCGACAUCAUUCAGGCGUGGACCUCUGCGACCUCGAGCCGCAAAAGAUAAUGCGAUGGAGACGAACCCCACCGCAGCAGUGAAGGAACUCAUAGAUGCAGAAGGUCGGAUGCCUGGCUCCAAAGAAGGUUUAGGCGCAUUUCCUCCAGGGUCAGCUUGGGCGAGGACAAUGCUGAGCUUGAAGCUGAAAGCGAAGAAAUAUAAGACGAAGAAAGAACGACUGCGAAUAGAGACACAUGGUCCGCCAACACGGACCGACGGUAGUCUAGACUACCGCGCAAUUGAAGACCCUUUUACUCAUCUCUCUGCUCUCGUUCCCGAUCCACUGACCCGGCCUCUACUCACCCCCAUCUUCCCUCCGCCACCACCGAAACCACAAUCGAAUAAUGUUCAUGCAUCUGCCACACCCUCUCGUGACACGCCAGACCCUAUUGGAGAAACCCCAGCUCCAAACAUCACUAACCUCUAUCCUCUUCCAACUCUCUUACCACAAGACCUUCGGCCAACGCCAAUACCAUCUAUUCCAUCAAAUCUGCGUCACUGGACUGUUCAUCGUAAUUUUGGCAAUAGACGACCUCUGGAUCCACCACCAGUGUAUGAGAGAUCAUGGGAGGAGCCUCGUGAGGCCCACAUACUUGACUUUGGCUCUUUCGCCAAAGUCGCGGGUCUAUUGCAUAGCAGGAUUGGUGGCGUCGUUCCCGAGCUCCAUGAUGAGGCGGAAAAGCUGGCUAAGGAUGCCGUUAAAGCUACUGUUGAAGCUCCGCCGCGUCAUUUGUCUACCUUGACCAACGUAUUCGAAGUCCGGGCGACCGAGCCGGAGAAAGAGUAUUGGGGAAAGGAACGGAAAUUGGAAGCAGAAGGUUAUAUAAUCGAUAUGCUUUAUGGUGGAGUUGAGGGGUUGGCCUACGUUCGCAGCCUGGCGGAGUUCAUCUCCUCACCGCCAUUGGAUACGGAUGAAGAGGAUGGAGAAGAUAUCAAGAUGGAAGAUAUCGAUGAUCAACCUGACCAGUUUCCACUCGGUUGUAGUCUGGCUUCUUGGGUUGAGCAAAAUAUCGUCACCCCCCUUGUCGAUGGCAGGAGCGAGCUUAUCGAACGGGUCGUGCGAGAACUUGGUUCAUCUCAGGAGACAAAGGGCCGGGCUGAUGAACCAGAACUAAAGGACGACAAACUUCCUGCUCAAAUCGCGCUUGCGCAGAAUGUCCCGCCCUGCUGCGUUUGCGACGCUCAGACUCAUUCAACAACCGAUGUCACCGAGAGCGAGAACGAAUGGGCGGGCAAGGCAAUCGGAGUUGCCGCUGGAAUCAUGUCGACGCCAGCACAAACGAAGGCCGUCCUGGACUAUACUGCAAAGCUGAUCGUGCGGAUGCAGACUUCUGUGAAGACGGAAGAGCCGGAUGAUGGCGAGGAGAGCAAAUCGUUGCGCGAGCUGCGAUUAAAUCUGUUAGCUUUGGUUCGGCGUGCACCGAUGGACAUGAUUGCGAUGCUGCCCCCAGAGUUAAUAAAGGAGGACUUGAGGGCCCUUAUCCCGACCUUGCCGCCUCUGUCGUAUAUGUAG
This is a messenger RNA of Mycena indigotica, 2397 nucleotides long. RefSeq names its product Bromodomain-containing 7. The record is from RefSeq and is a predicted model, not a curated record. The transcript has 5 exons. The coding region runs from base 49 to 2397 and encodes 782 amino acids. Gene Ontology annotation, biological process: regulation of transcription by RNA polymerase II. Gene Ontology annotation, cellular component: nucleus. Lineage: Eukaryota; Fungi; Basidiomycota; Agaricomycetes; Agaricales; Mycenaceae.